Molecule: messenger RNA, 801 nt
Organism: Dentiscutata erythropus
Lineage: Eukaryota; Fungi; Glomeromycota; Glomeromycetes; Diversisporales; Gigasporaceae
Source: the annotation of a GenBank genome assembly
AUGCAUUCAAUUCUAAAAUCAACUUGCACAACUUUUCGAACAUAUGUAACAAUUUUACAAAAACCUCGAACUUUAUUAGGUUUAGGAAAUUUAUGUGAUAACCCUGGAGCAACAAAGCAGCGUAAACGUGUUGGUCGCGGGCCUGCCUCAGGACAUGGCAAAACCUGCGGUCGAGGUCAAAAGGGUCAGAAAGCAAGAGGUGGUACUAGACGUGGCUUCGAAGGUGGUCAGACUACUAUUAGCGUAGAAUUUCCGAAGCGUGGUUUUCAUAAUCGGAAUGAAAAAACUUAUGCUCCUUUAAACCUUGAUCGUAUCCAACACUGGAUAAAUACCGGUAGAAUUGAUCCCUCGCAAACAAUUACCAUGAAACAUCUUUUAGAUACGAGAUGUGUACAUGGUGUUAAAGAUGGUGUCAAAUUGUUGGCUGAUGGUUCACAUUAUUUCAAAACCCCAAUUACAAUUGAGGUCGCUCGUGCAUCUCAAGCUGCAAUUAAAGCUAUUGAAAAAGCUGGUGGUAAGGUUACCUGUAGAUAUUAUAACAGACUUGCUUUAAGAGCUACUAUUAAACCAGAGAAGUUUUGGAAGAUACCAAAAUUUGCUGCUCCUGUCAAAGCAAAAGAUAUCGGUAAUUCUCAAUUUACUCUUUGUACAUUAGGUUUGUUUGAUGAUAUCUUGAUGUUAUUUAAUUUUGCUUUCAUAGAAUGGUAUUCGAAUUAUAAAAACAGAGGUUAUCUCUCUAAAAAACUUACCGGUCUGCCUAUAACUCAAUCAAAUGCUCAAAUGGCCGCAAGCACUAUAUAA